Messenger RNA from Apis laboriosa (Himalayan honeybee), 4498 nucleotides. It is a transcript of the gene Acn, whose product is annotated as apoptotic chromatin condensation inducer in the nucleus. The record is from RefSeq and is a predicted model, not a curated record. The transcript has 9 exons. Gene Ontology annotation, molecular function: RNA binding. Bases 122 to 1477 code for a protein of 451 amino acids. Lineage: Eukaryota; Metazoa; Arthropoda; Insecta; Hymenoptera; Apidae.
CAUGUAUCAUUUAUAGAUUUUUCAAUUAAUCAAGUCAACAGAUGAACGUAAAUGAUGAUUAUAUAUUUUAACAGUGCUCAAAAACGAAGUUUAACCUAAGUUUUUAUUAAAUAACGUGGAGAUGGAAAUAGAGAAUUGUGAAGGAAAUAAACAAAAAUUAGACAGUCCAGGAGAUACAUCGGAAUAUUCUGCACCAACAACAACUCAGUUAAUGACUUAUAAGCCUGUGAAAGUAAAUUUGAAAAGAUCAUUUUCUUCGAAAAUGUUAACAGAGAAAAAUGAUAUUAAAAAGGAAGAAAAUGAUGCAAAUACAAAUAAUGAAACAAGUGUUCCAAACAAGGAAAAUCAUGAUACUAGUGAACAAGAUUUAAAAUGUAUUCCAAGAAAACGUCGAUGGGGUACUACAUUGUCUACAGAUACUGCACCUUCAUUUUCAAUUUCUACAGAUUCACUUAAAGCAUUAGUGCCAGGAGCAAGACCAUUGUCGAUAAAUGAAGUUCGUCUUUCAAAAGAUGAUGAUGAAGAUAGAGAUCAUUAUCAGAUUAGUGAAAAGUGGCACAAUUCUAAUGAAGGAGUAAAUGAUAAUAAAUCUGGUGAUGAAAAUAUACAAAAAAAUGGUACAGCAAAGAAAGGAGAUGCAAAAAUAGAUAAUCAUAUAGCGGCAAGACGAAAAAUAUCUAUUGUUAAAGAAGUGCCACAUAUAAAAUCUCCGAGUCCACCUGCUACAAAACCUACAAAUAUACUUUUGAUUAAAAACUUGGUUCGUCCUUUCACUUUAAAUCAAAUUAAAGAGUUACUCUCACGUACUGGCACAAUUGUUGAAAAUGGAUUUUGGAUGGAUAGAAUUAAAUCCAAAUGUUUUGUAGAGUAUGCAAAUGAGGAUCAAGCAUUUGAAACAAGACAAGCAUUACAUGGUAUAUCCUGGCCUGUUUCAAAUCCAAAAAGGCUUCAUGUUGAAUACGCAACCAAAGAUGAUAUGGAAUUGGCGCGAGAAUUGUCAAAAGAUCAAUCUAUUCCAAGAAAAACAGAACCUCUUGUACCAUCUGAUUCAUGGCAACAAGAUUGGAACCGUGAAGAAAGGACAAAUACAAAGGUAAUGGUAGUCCGAGAAUGGGAUCUAGGUAAGGAAGAUGGCCAGCAGCACAUAAAAGAGAAAGAACGUGAAAAAAAAGAACAUGAUAAAAAAAGACGACAGAGGAGUCGGAGUCCAGCGGUGGAAGCACACUUGCCAGCUCCAGCCCGUAAAUUCAAAAAGAAAGAGGAUGAGCCACCACCAGCUAAACUUUUAGAUGAUCUCUUUAGGAAGACAAAAGCAACGCCAUGCAUAUAUUGGUUACCACUCAUAAAUGAACAGAUAGUUGUGAAAGAAGAAAUGAGAAGGCAACAUAUGGCAGAACAUGCGCGCAGAUUAGAAGAAAUGAGACGCGCAGAGAGAAACAACAGAAACAGUCGUCGCCGUCGUAGUCCGAGAAAAUAGUUCUCUGAUCUACCACUUUCGAUAAACGUACCUUUCCCUUUCUGAUGCAAAAAUUCCGAUUUUGAUCAGUUACAUUUUUAAAAACGAUGUUAUGAAUCACGGAAAGACAAAUGAAUUUUUUCUUUUUACAUUAGACAGACUUGCCGAACAUACUCUUUAAAUUUUACUUUCUCAAUCGUUCCACGAUUUGCAGGCUGUUUUACAAUUUAACAUAUGGUGUUAGAAUUUGCGUUUUUAUUCUUCAAUUUUUUUCUUUUUUUUUUUUUUUUUUUAAUUCAGAAAACUUUUGUUUCUGUAUCGACUUCGCGUAUUAGUUUCUCUGUUUGAUUUCAUUCGUUCAAUCGCUGAUUUUUGUUCAUUGGUCAGAAACUGUACAAAUUUGUUGCAUGAUCAGGAAACGUCCCGAUCUCCGAUCCAUCGUCCCUGAAAUUUCAGCAUUAAGGGGGUAUUCUGGUAAUCCGGCCAAAAAGAUAAGCAAUAUUCAGGAUUUUUUUUCUCGGUAAAUAAAUGAUAGCUUUGUAAAACUUUUAUACUAUAUUAAUGCUUACUUAACUUUUUUUUAUUUAUAUAUAAUUUAUAUAUAAUUUUUUUACAUAAAAUAAUGUGCAAUAACGUCUCUAAGAAAAUCUUACUGGCAGAAUAGAAAAAUCAACUGAAAAUUUUUUGCAUAUUUUUAAUUCCUUAAUAGAUAGCAAUCACUUAUGCUAAAGGUACUAAUUCUUAAAAUAUGAAAGAUUAUCUUUUAAUUACAAUUUCUAUCUGCAAAAAAAAUAUAUAAUAUUCAAUUUAAUUAAAUAGCUAUCGACAAUAGUUAAUGAUUUGUAGAAUAAUUUUAAAAAAUUUCAAAUUAAUUAAUUUAGAUAAUCUUUUCUAUUUUUAUUCCGCCAAUAAGAAAAAAAUCGUUUCGAGAAAAAUUAAAAAAUUUUCCGUACUGACUUUUGAUAAUAAAUAUAAAUUUAUAUUCAAUCGGCAAUUCUGGCUUUAUACAAAAUGCCUUUAGCUACUUCAUACUCUUUAUCUUCAGUUGAUCUAACAUUUCUAUCGACUUGGGUUGUUUUGAAGUGUUAGUAUUCUCGCGUUCUGAUUUUGCAGAUUCAUGUUUCGUUCUACUUCUCCGUGACUGACAUGGCAUCUGGUUCGAUAAUCAUGUUCAUCCUUUGCAUUAUUUUUAGAAGUUUAAAUCUUCCAUUAAUGUGCAAGCACAUUACAUGGCAAUUUUUUAUUAACUUUUUUUCAGAAAAAAUAUGUUUGGAAAGCAUCACAUGCAAGAGUUAAAACUUUUGUUGUUCUUUUACGUGUUUGUCUCCGAACAUUUUUCUAUAAUCAUCUGAAAUCAUUAUACACGGGCUUCGAAGUAUCACGAAUUUUAUCAUCAAUAACAAAUGGAUGUUUAUAAUCUUCCAAUGUUUUAGUUGCUUCAGCCUUGCGCCAUUUACACCAAGAUUCAGGUCCUUCUGCGCAAUAGGAAUGCUGAGGAUUUUCGACAGUCGAAAUUUUACGAUAGUAAGUCGUUCAUACUGCUUUCCUCAUCUCUUCGGUUGAAUUUGAGUGUCGACAUAUAGUCAAGCUAGUAAUAAAAAAUUCCUCUAUCAAUUUAUUUGUCAACUAUAUUUUUUCGCCAUUGUACUUUUCCUCUUUUUCUUUGAUUUAUUCGUCCUUGAUUUGCAGUUGUUUUUGUGUCUUUUUCAACUGAGUAAGUUGUUUUUAAUAUUCGCGCAUUUCUUCAUAUAUGAAACGCACUCUUUCUUCUUAUUAUGAUGAAAUCAUCUUCUUAAGAUUUCGCAUUUAAUAAUCCUCCAAUGAAAUAAUCAUAUAUUUUUCGUCAUACUUUUUGGUAGAUCUUUCAAAACUUUUAAAAUAUUUUCAUCGUAUCUUCGUGGUUGGCAUCGCACAUUGCAUCAUUUCAUGCCAUGCAUUGUUUUAAUAUGCGUCGCUUAUACUAUACGAGGGAAAUCUAUGUUCAAUGUUGAAAUAAUAUUUAUAUUUGAAAAUUUCAUUAUAUUUCGAAAAUAUAGAGAAAUAUUUGAAAGGUAUAAAUAAUAUUAAUAGAAUCGAUUAGAGCUAGAGUUAGGUAUUAUUAAAUAGACCGAAACGAGCCGCUCGACCGCUAGUGUUCAUGCGGCGCGCUUCGGCGCGUUCGUUACAAAAAAUUAUAUUAGUCUAAAUUAUUUUGAAUUUUGCUAUCAAAUUUUCAGAUAACAUUUUUAGAGAUACAUACUUUCGAAAAAUGUAUAAAAAAAUUGAUUUUUUGAAACCGGAUUACCAGAAUAUCCCCUUAAACCAUACUUCUUACAGGUCGACAUUGACUAUCCAACAGUGCGGCGUAACUGUAGAACAAACGAUAGUGUUUGCAUCGUGUAGGAGUGAUGCAUCACGUUCUACGAUACGUCGUAGUGCGAUAUCGCAAAACGUGCCCUGGGAAUUGGAGGAUAAUCAAACGAAAAACUGUCCACAUAGGGAAAAAAACUUGAAACUUAAUAUUCAUGAUCAUUGAAAAUGUUUGUUUUCUUACAAGAAGACAAAACAAAAUAAAAACAAACAAAAAUGAAAUGAAAUGAAAGUUGAACGAAUUGUUAGAAGCAGCAACAAACAAAAAACCUGAAAUGAUGAUGGCGAGAGACUGUGGUAUUGACUGAUAUGAAGUUAUCUUAAAGCAUCAAUGAGAGUAUUUUCUCUCCCUGGAGUUAUUUCUUUUCUUUGUCGGUAGAAUAGCCUGACUUCCUUGAAUUCUGACAUAUACUACCAUAAAUUUGGUAGUAAAAUGUAAAGUUUUAGUGUUUCUCGUUUUCGCGCAAUAAAUUUGCACAACCAGAAACACAUUUGUAUAUAUAAAGUAUAAUUCAAUAUACCGUGAUAUGACAUGUAAAAUUAUCAAUAAAUGUAAAACACUAUAGGUUAUAUACAAAAAAUACAUUUGCCGCUUACUUUAUACAAUGUCACACCAUAUUUAGAAGAUUUGUCAUUCAUCCUUGAAAUAAGAUCGAAAGAUUUACGAAAAAAAUACACUUUUAAAACAGAAAA